Ostrea edulis (European flat oyster) is the source of this 3114-nucleotide messenger RNA. RefSeq names its product bone morphogenetic protein 1-like. The transcript has 14 exons. The coding region runs from base 185 to 2176 and encodes 663 amino acids. Lineage: Eukaryota; Metazoa; Mollusca; Bivalvia; Ostreida; Ostreidae. The record is from RefSeq and is a predicted model, not a curated record.
GCAUUAUAAACGCCCCAGUCCUCAGUAACAAUACGGGAAUCGACAAAUGCCCGACUGCGCCAUUUAAAUUUCUCAAAGAUUAGCACCGGCUCUCUCGACAACAGAUCUGUGUUUGGGAAAAACACAACAUGCCAAUAUAAUUUCAAUGGAAUCGUAAGCAGUCAUCUAUGAUAUUCCAUCAAACAUGGAGAUGUCCUGGGUCAUAGUUUGUUGUCUUCUUUGCAGUUUGUUUAACAUUGCGAAGAGUCAGUCAUGCAGCGAAAGUAAUUUGAUUAAUUCCGAGACUCUUCCUGUGGCCAGUCGGUCCCUCCAGACCUUAAGUUCUCCAGGAUGGAGAGUGUCGUAUUAUCCGAACAUGGAUUGCCAGUGGCGUAUAUCUGCCGGAAAUGGGAAUCGAGUUGUCGUAGACGUACGAGAGUAUAUUAUAGAGGACGGGGAAGGGUCUGAAUGUGUUUACGACUACCUCCAGUUCUUUGAUGGUUCCAGUACCAGCGUUACAGUAACCACUGUAUGUAGCACAGCCCGCCAAGGUAAACUGUUUGUGUCGACUGGGCCAGAUGCAAUUCUCCGUCUCAAAAGUGACUCCAGCAUACAGCAGGCCGGUUUUACAAUGAGAUACUUCAUAGGAAAAACGGAGGACCAGAACGGAUGUUCUGCGGAAGUAACUUUAACAGCGACCUCUACCGUCCAGUACCUUACCAACAAACAGUGGCCAGAUUCCUACGACGAAAAUACAUUAUGUCGAUGGCAGAUCAAUUCAAGUGGAAAGGUGGAAAUGGAGAUUUUGUUCUCCGAUAUGGUCAGCGGUGAAGAAUGCUUUUCGGACACGCUAGAGAUAUUUGAUGGGAGCAGUAGGACUGAUCCCUCGCUGACCCAGGGUUUUUUCUGUGACAGCAGAAGCACAUUUCCUAGCAGAAGCAGUAUGACAUUUACAACCAGCGGUUCUUCUGCUUACAUCAGGUUUAGGUCCAUAGCUAGUGGCUACAGCAGACAUGGAUUUGUUCUCAGUUUUAAAGAAGUAGCUCCCACCGUUACCACCACACAAGCUCCGACGACCACCACCACACAGCCCCCUAACGACGUGUGCAGCAGUGGUACCAUCCAACUUACCGCCACCAACAACACACAGUAUAUACAGUCCCCCAACUACCCCGUCUUCUAUUCCACGAACCUGUUUUGUUCUUGGUUGAUCGCGGGUUCGGAGGAUAGCCUUGUCCAGCUGAAGGUCAUAGACUCCUAUUUGGAGGAUAGUGAGGGUUGUGUGGGAGACUACGUGCGCAUACACGACGGCGACAACGCUGAAGCAGCCGUCAUCGCUACAUACUGCGGCGAGAUUUCCAGCAGCGUCAACUCGACCAGCAACAAGCUGUACAUUCAGUUCCGGUCGGACGGGUCGGUUGGCCAGAGAGGAUUUCAUCUAGAGUACACAACUCUCUCAGAGUAUUCGUCACCUGCCUGUAUACCCCCAGCGGGAGUCACUAAUCUAGUUGCCAACACUACCGCAGAGUACCUAGAAUCACCAAAUUAUCCGGACAAGUACAACAGUUCAAUAACAACUUACUGGUUGAUUCAUAACCCUACGGGUUCUGGCUAUAUCAGGCUUGAAGUAGAGGAUUCAAGAAUAGAGGCGGAUCCAUACUGUUCAUACGACAAAGUAACAGUAUACAGAGGUCCCUGCACAACAUACCCCGUGCUUGGUUCUUUCUGUGGUGUGCAGAAACCCACUAUCACUCAGUACACUGGGGCCUAUGUACUAGUGGCCUUCACUACCGAUUCGAAUGCCGAGUUCAAGGGAUUCAGAAUUAAGUACUACAUCACCACAGAGAGAGAAACAACCAGUACUCCCUGGAAAAACGUUGCUAUAAUAGCCGGAGCAGUAGUAGGAGGCAUUAUUGGGGUGGCCUUGAUUGCAGGGUUAGCAAUAGCGAUAAAGAGAGGGAAACUUCCUGGUAUGAAAUCAAAAGGACACAAAAGGCGUCGCCUGUCAUCGGCGUCGUCCAUGUCUAGCAUUAGUAGCAGUGACGAAAGUGACAAUGAGGCUAAACGAAAGCGCCGCCCAAAGACAGCCCUCAGAUCAAAAACAAAAGUGAAACUACCGCCGGUUAAAGCUAACGUGGACAAGCUACCAAAGUUACCUUUGUCAAUAAAAAGCAAAAUACCGCCUAUUUCAAAGUGAAUUACAGCAAUGCCAUAUAUAGUUUGUUCUUGUGUUUGUGAAACUGACAUAGCGUGGAUGAUUACAUGUGCAUGUGUUUAAAGCUGUAAUGGAUUUAUUUGACUGUCCUUGUGGACUUCAUGUAUUUGUAGUUAAUAUUAAUGUUAGUCAAAGAAAUUUAACUGUACACAAAUUGCUUGUGUAUGACUAUGUAGCUCCUGUGCAUUAAAGUACAUUAAUUAAACAAUUAGAAUCCCAUCACGUGAGUUUUUGACACUUCAGAAAGCUCAAUUUCAUCGUUGUCUCAAUUGAUACAUUUUCAACUGUUUUUUCUAUCAUUUCAUGAUUUUGCCAACUGUCAAUUCAUGAUACGAUCCUCCUUAUACUGUUACAUGAAUGAUUCCUUAAUUUCACAGUUGUAAGGUUUUACGGAGCUACAUGUGUAUAUGGUCCAUUAAUAAUAUCUUUAGUUGAAAUACAAGAAUACAUUUGUACAAUUCUAAUGAACCAACGAUACUUUGAUUUGUUCUGAUAAGGUUAUCAUAUGUAAGGCAAACGUUUUAAUUUGGAUAUAACAUUCACAUUGAUAUUAAAACACAUGCAAUGCUCUCAUGCUAUAUUGAUACUUUUGAAAUGGAAAUGUGCAUAGCAUGAUAUUUUCUUCAACAAUUGACCAAUGUGCGGUGUUCGGGGCUUUAAUAACCGGUCGGUCUCAGAUUUCUUUAUUGUACUAGCGCCAAGGCAAAAGUUAAAAAAAAAUGUGUAUGUGUUUACAGUCACCCCACCGACCCAAUAUUUUCGCCCCGACCCCAAAAAUAUAUGAUUUUCCGGAAAUUCUGAACCCGCUAUUAAUCCACUUAUAAAAAUACCAUAGGCGCCUGGGUCAAGGAUAUUGCACUAUAACCUAUAUGUAAACAAUGGAGGAAAUUCGAACCACGAAUAAAUAUUUCUCUCUGAUC